AAAAGGCAUGGGCAUUUACGGUAAUAUACAAUAUCCACCGGUUCAAAAACCCUAACUAUAAAGGCCGAGCCUUACAUAUCACCACACCCUGCGCCAUUAGGGUUUUCAAGAGUUGAGAAGCAGCUAAAGCCACUUUCUCUCAGUCGUCGGAGCCAUGUCUAAGAGAAGGACCAGGGAGCCCAAGGAAGAGAAUGUCACUCUUGGGCCUGCCACUAGGGAUGGAGAAUUAGUUUUCGGUGUUGCCCACAUCUUUGCCUCUUUCAAUGAUACCUUCAUUCAUGUGACUGAUUUAUCUGGAAGGGAAACCAUGGUUCGUAUUACAGGUGGUAUGAAGGUGAAGGCUGACAGGGAUGAAUCCUCUCCAUAUGCAGCCAUGCUUGCAGCACAAGAUGUUUCUCAAAGAUGCAAGGAACUUGGCAUCAAUGCUCUUCACAUUAAGCUCCGUGCUACUGGGGGCAACAAGACCAAGACUCCUGGACCUGGUGCGCAGUCUGCACUUAGAGCCCUCGCCCGUUCUGGCAUGAAGAUUGGUCGUAUUGAGGAUGUGACCCCGAUUCCAACUGACAGCACCAGGAGAAAGGGUGGUAGAAGGGGAAGGAGGCUGUAAUUCAUUGUCGUGGUCUGCAUAUUUGGAGUUGCUGUUGGGACAUUUUUCCAAGUUAACAUAUUUUACUCUUCCUAUUUAGCAUCGAACUAGUUUAAACAAGAAUUAUGUUGGUGUUUGAUUAUGUGGGACAUCGACCAAUUAUGAGAUAGUGAUUUUGCUGAAACAAGAUCAAGUAAUAGUGCCGAGUCUUUUAUAUGAA
Messenger RNA from Sesamum indicum (sesame), 806 nucleotides. Its product is annotated as small ribosomal subunit protein uS11x. The record is from RefSeq and is a predicted model, not a curated record. Gene Ontology annotation, biological process: translation. Gene Ontology annotation, molecular function: structural constituent of ribosome. Gene Ontology annotation, cellular component: ribosome. NCBI's taxonomy places the organism in Eukaryota, Viridiplantae, Streptophyta, Magnoliopsida, Lamiales, Pedaliaceae.